AUGUUCCUCGUCCUCCUCCCGGGACUGUACCUGUGCACAGGUGUGCUCCUGUCGUCGUCGGUGAGCGCGUGCCCGUCGCAGUGCAGCUGUUUUUACCACAACCUGAGUGACGGAUCCAAGGCCAGGAGCGUUAUCUGCAACGACCCCGAGAUCUCCCUUGUGCCUGCCGGGUUCCCCGUUGACACGUCCAAGUUGCGGAUCGAGAAGACGGCGAUCCAGCGGAUCCCCAGCGAAGCUUUCCACUACCUCUCCAGUCUGGAGUUCCUGUGGAUGUCCUUCAACACGCUGUGCGUCCUCAGCCCGGACAGCUUCCGCGGCCUCUUGAACCUGGAGGAGCUCCGCCUGGACGGCAACGCCCUCACCUCCUUCCCCUGGGAGUCUCUGGUGGACAUGCCCAGCCUCCGACUGCUCGACUUGCACAACAACCAGCUGACCUCACUCCCCGCGGAGGCCACCGCGUACAUCAGAAACCUGACCUACCUGGAUCUAUCCAGCAACAGCCUGCUCACUCUGCCGGCGGAGGUGCUCUCCACCUGGCUGGCGGUCAGACCCACGCAGGGGCCCGAGAGCUCCAAAAUGAUACUCGGUCUUCACGAUAACCCUUGGGUGUGUGACUGUCGCCUGUUCGACCUGGUCCAGUUUCAGAAGUCCCCGACCCUCUCAGUAGCCUUCAUCGACACGCGGCUCCGUUGCUCGGCCCCGGAGAGCUUGUCGGGGGUCCUGUUCAGCGAUGCCGAGCUGCGGAGCUGCCAGCUGCCCCGCAUCCACACGGCGGUGGCGCGGGUCCGCAGCGCCGUCGGUAACAACGUGCUGCUGCGCUGCGGCACCAUCGGAGUCCCCAUCCCCGACCUGGCAUGGCGCAGGGCUGACGGGAGAGCCAUCAAUGGGUCAGUCCAGCUGGAGAAUUCGAAGGAGGGAAUCACCUGGUCCAUCCUAAGCGUCCCGGCUGUGUCAUAUCGUGAUUCAGGGAAAUACGUUUGCAAAGCCACUAACUACGCGGGAAGUGCCGAGGCCGUCAUCUCUCUCAUGGUCUCCAACACACCGAAACCAGAGGGAAACCAAACUAGCACUGAUAAGAAACCCAAAGCCAAGAAACCCAACCAAAUGGGCAAAGCUGCCUAUCAGGAAAAACUGGUGGCCAGAUAUGUGGUACCAACCUCCACGCCUCCAGCCCCGCCUGCACUGGAGCCAGGCCCACCACCCGGCCCCGGGCCUGGUGCUGGGAUGGCCAGUUACAGCCUAGCUGACCGAGCCACGCCUGGGCCUGGCACCUCCUCAGGCCCAGACGGGCUGCUGGAUCUGGAGAAGACCAAUCUCAGCAACCUGGCGGCCAACACCUCAUCCCUUCAGCAGGACCCGGACAGGGUGGUCCGCUCUGUAAAGGUGGUGGGUGACACAGACAAUACCAUCUCUCUGAAUUGGAGAGCUCCAAAGGCUAAGAACACAACAGCAUUUAGCGUGCUAUAUGCUGUGUUUGGGGAGCGGGACAUGAGGAAGAUCAAUGUUGGGGCGGGGCAGAACCGCGUAACUAUUGAGGGGCUGGUGCCCAGGACCAAGUACAUCGCCUGUGUGUGUGUAAGGGGGCUGAUCCCUAAGAAGGAGCAGUGUGUCAUAUUUUCUACAGACGAAGCAGCCAGUGCCACCGGUACCCAAAAGCUAAUUAACGUUAUCGUGAUCACAGUGGCCUGCGUCAUCGCGGUGCCGCUCACUGUCAUUGUGUGCUGUGGUGCGCUGAAGAGGCGCAUCCAGAAGUACUGGGGAAAGAAGUCCAAGGACAUACAGGACUCGUACGUGACCUUUGAAACGCUGUCGCCCGGCACAAAAGCCAAAGGGCUGGAGGGUGAGUAUCUGACCAGACUGAACCCAGAGGAGUCCAACCGACUGCUGUCGGCCCGCUCCAGCCUGGACUCCGAGGCCACAGCUAAGAUCGAGGGACAGCCCAACGAGUACUUCUGCUGA
Molecule: messenger RNA, 1959 nt
Organism: Lampris incognitus (smalleye Pacific opah)
Lineage: Eukaryota; Metazoa; Chordata; Actinopteri; Lampriformes; Lampridae
Gene: lrit1a
Product: leucine-rich repeat, immunoglobulin-like and transmembrane domains 1a
Exons: 4
Coding region: 1-1959 (652 amino acids)
Cellular component (GO): endoplasmic reticulum membrane
Molecular function (GO): protein binding
Source: RefSeq, a predicted model, not a curated record